This is a messenger RNA of Blumeria graminis f. sp. triticale, 1131 nucleotides long. The record is from the annotation of a GenBank genome assembly. Lineage: Eukaryota; Fungi; Ascomycota; Leotiomycetes; Helotiales; Erysiphaceae.
AUGGCAGAAAAAGUUCUCGACGAUAUCUCUCACCGGCGAUUCAACCCGCUACGGGGCACUUGGGUUCUUGUAUCGCCUCAUCGAACGAAGAGACCAUGGCAGGGUCAAAACGAAACUUUAAAUAAGGAGAUGCCACUGGAUUAUGACCCAUCUUGCUACCUCUGUCCAGGGAAUAAGCGGGCUCAGGGCGACAUUAAUCCGAAAUAUAAUGAGACUUUUAUGUUUUUGAAUGACUAUAGUGCUGUUAAGGAAGCACAGCCUAUUUACCAUCCUGAAGAAGACGAAGAUGAUAGCUCUUCUCUACUACUGCGUGCCGAAGGUGUCACUGGAAAAUGCUUCGUCCUGGCUUUUUCACCGACUCACAGCCAAACUCUAGCUGACCUAUCGCCCAAGCAGAUUCUACCCGUAAUCCAAAAAUGGACUGAGGUCUACGCGGCACACUUAGACCCAAGCUCUCAGGCAAAACUUCCUUCCUUCUCAUCGGGCAAGGCACCUGCUUCACAAUAUCGCUGGAUGCAGAUCUUUGAAAAUAAGGGUGCGGUAAUGGGCUGUUCAAACCCCCAUCCCCAUUGUCAAAUUUGGACGACGAGUCAUUUGCCAGAAGAGCCUGCUCAAGAAAUUGCACAAAUGCAAAAGUACAGAAAUGAAAAGAACGGCUGCAACCUACUCGUCGAUUACGUCGCGCUAGAGCUUAAAAAGGACGAGCGUGUUGUAUUCCAAAACAAAAGUUUUGUUGUUCUGUGUCCUUGGUGGGCAACUUGGCCAUUCGAGGUCAUGAUUGUUGCCAAACAACAUAAACGCGCCCUAACAGAUCUUGAUGAACUUGAAAAGCUUGAUUUUGCAGAGGCAAUUGCCGAAGUUACUAGGCGAUACGAUAAUCUCUUUCAAACUAAGUUCCCAUACAGCUCGGGUAUACAUCAAGCCCCUCUCACGGGCACAUAUGAAGAAAUCUCAUGUUCUCAAAUCCAUAUGCAUUUUUACCCGCCACUACUCCGGAGUGCAACAGUUAAAAAGUUCCUGGUCGGCUACGAACUCAUGGCUGAGCCUCAACGGGAUAUCACCCCUGAGCAGGCCACUAAAAAGCUUAGAGAUGAAUGUGGUGGUAAACUCUAUCGAAAAGAAUUGGAGUAA